Messenger RNA from Hyaloscypha bicolor E, 933 nucleotides. RefSeq lists its product as uncharacterized. Gene Ontology annotation, biological process: mitochondrial translational initiation; translation. The record is from RefSeq and is a predicted model, not a curated record. The transcript has a single exon. Bases 1 to 933 code for a protein of 310 amino acids. Lineage: Eukaryota; Fungi; Ascomycota; Leotiomycetes; Helotiales; Hyaloscyphaceae. Gene Ontology annotation, molecular function: structural constituent of ribosome. Gene Ontology annotation, cellular component: mitochondrial small ribosomal subunit; ribosome.
AUGGAGCUCCGAAGGGCGGCCGAUGCACUGGUGCGGUCGCAAGGCUCCCCUUUGGCCUCCCUGCUCAACCCAUCAACGACUGUACGAUGGACAACAAGCGGACAAUUGAGCUGUAAAAGCUCUGCUCCCCGUCAGUCAACACGGUCUCUAUCUACCAGCCCCCCAAGAACCGCAAUAAAGCCCCAACCAACAACCUACGCCCCUCCGCCUUCUCAAGACGCAGAAUCAACCUCCUCAAAAGCCGCACCAUACAAGCCCAAACCCUUCGAAUCCUCUCCGCCUCCACAAAAAUCAGCCGACGACCUCACCUCCCUAGCCGCCUCCCUAGGUUGGGCUGACCCUUCGCGCACCAGCGCCCCACCCCGCCCCAGACCCUCCUUCCAACCGCCGGCCUGGGCGUCCAGCUCGCUCUCCUCACCUCGAGAGCAGCGUUUCAACGGCGGCUCCUCCGCGUCCGAUAUCAUCGAGGCCCUGAACGCAACACAAGAAGGGAAGCGCUCUGCUCGUGGCUCCUUUCCUUCUUCCUCCGCGUUUGGGACGGCGUCGGAUUCACUCUCACGCCCGGGUUCGAAUUCCGUGUUAGAUGUCUCAAGAAUGCUGUCGCCGUUCCCCUCCUCAGACCUGUCAAUGUCGCAAGACGUGGUAAGAGAGAUGAGGAUUCUAAAACCGAUUCGCGUGCCGAUCAAUCUUGGGCCGAGUACAGGGAGGAGCGUGCAAAUUGGAGCAGGCAUUGAUAUUGGACGUGGGUUUCGGUUGCUGGAGCAGAGCUGUGCACGGAAUAAGGUGAAGAGGGAUGCGAAUAUACAGCGCUUUCAUGAGAGGCCUGGUCUGAAGAGGAAGCGCUUGAGAAGGGAGAGGUGGCGGCGGAAGUUUUUGGAGGGCUUCAAAGCGACGGUUGGGAGGGUCAAGCAGUUGAAGAAUCAGGGGUGGUAG